AUGGGCUUCUUCACCAUUGUCCUCUCGCUGGCCCUCGCCGGCGUCAGCGGCUACUGCCUCUCCCAGUCGGCCCAGUCGAUCCCCAAGCUGCACCAAUACGAGGCGGGCGCCAAAAAGGCCGCCGAAUGGAGCACUGCGGCCGCCAACCACCUGCUGUCAACGCGUCGCACUGUGGCCGUGGGGUUCGCCGUGACUGCGAUCUCUCUUCUCAGCAGCCUGUACUACAUCCUGUUCGGGAGCGCCGGGGGAUUCUUCGCUGUGCGCGCGGCGCUGUGGCCGGCUUUUCUUGCUGGCGCCGAGCUCCGAGCCUCGGCCUACAUGAAGUCGUUCUGGGCCGACAAGAAGACGGUGCCGCUGAUGGACGACUACAACGACGCCAUCUCGCACUCGGCCAACGUCAUCAACCUGUGCGACGCGCUGGCCGUCGGGUGGGGCGGCCUGGCGGUGCUGAAGCUUUUGGGGAAUUAG
Messenger RNA from Lasiosphaeria miniovina, 468 nucleotides. RefSeq lists its product as uncharacterized. The record is from RefSeq and is a predicted model, not a curated record. The coding region runs from base 1 to 468 and encodes 155 amino acids. Lineage: Eukaryota; Fungi; Ascomycota; Sordariomycetes; Sordariales; Lasiosphaeriaceae. The transcript has 2 exons.